Messenger RNA from Lobosporangium transversale, 1439 nucleotides. RefSeq lists its product as hypothetical. The coding region runs from base 78 to 1439 and encodes 453 amino acids. Lineage: Eukaryota; Fungi; Mortierellomycota; Mortierellomycetes; Mortierellales; Mortierellaceae. The transcript has 4 exons. The record is from RefSeq and is a predicted model, not a curated record. Gene Ontology annotation, cellular component: membrane.
AAAAAAAAAAAAAAAAAAAAAAAACUACUACCACAACUACUAUCAUCAUUUUAUCAUCUUUUUGAUUCGACUGAAUCAUGUCACAACCUGGUAGUGUUGCAUCUCACGAUGCUACUGUUGUUACUGAUACCACUCAUCAUAUCUCAAUUGAUGUCGAUGGAUCUUCUUCUUCUUCUUCCUCUUCUUCCUCUCCUUCAUCUACAUCACUUUCAGAACAACCUUCCACCACCACCAUUCUUACACCACUCCAACAACUACAACAACAACUUCCACCCUCAAUCUGCACUCAAUUUCAAAACAACAAUGGCGACUUUACUUCGAAUAUCACCACGAGUGGACCCAGCACUGCUGGAUCCAGUAUAACCCAAAGUUCACUCAGUGAUCGACCUUUCUUACUGCCCUUUCAUAAGCAAUCGUAUGAUGAAGAGAAGACGAGUAGUGGCAUCACUGGUAGUAGCACAACCAUCACCACCAUGACUACUAUUACUACUACUCUUCCUCCUCCUCUUCCUCUUCCUACCAAAGAUCACCAUGAGCGACACCCUCCAAAGGUCCUUCAGUCUCGUUAUGCACGAUUGUUCAAUUUCAAUGGACGACCAGAGACAAGAUCUGAGGUCAUUGUUCGGUCCAGCUGUCCAAAAUGGAUCCCCACAGGAUUUCUUUUUGGUCUCCGUGCUACCCUAUUCCUCUACGCCUUCACCGUUCUGUUGUCAGACAUCUGUUUGACAGAUCGACCCCAAUUCGAGUUUUGUUAUCUGACCCAGUUGUCAUAUCUCGGAUUGACCUCCUAUCUUGGUACGGUAGCAUGGCAUACUCUUAGUGAAUGGCGUCGUGAACGCGCAAUCCGUCGUGCCAGCGCCACUGCUGCUGUUGCUGCGCAAGGAGUAGAUAAAACAGUAGAAACAGUAGAAACACCAGAAGCAACGGCGGCGUCAACAGCCUCCUCUAUCUCUAUCACGACAACUAUCGAAAAACAACAUUGGUUCUUGACAGACAUGAUUUUUUUCUUGUAUCACACCAUCUGUACCUUCCAUGUUGUUGUUCCAUUAUUGUACUGGGCUUACCUUGCCUAUGCCGGAGACGCUCGUCUGAUGGCCAUCGGAGUCUCUCCCGAUUCUCUCUGGCGCAAUUACUCCUUCCAUGGUGGUGACCUGAUCAUUGUCAUGAUCGAGUUCUUCUUCAAUGCCAUGCCCAUCAUCCCCUCCCAUAUCAUCAUCGUCCUCUUCAUCUGUCUCCUCUACCUCGCUGAAGCUCAUGUUGUCUAUUCCGUCAAUGGCUUCUGGCUAUACCCUUUCUUGGAUACUUCCAUCGGCCCUAUCUGGGUUGCCCUCUACCUGGGUGUCGGUGUCGUCAUUGUUUGUGCCUUCUUCUUUAUGUUCUCGCUUCAUAAAUUCAAACAGUUAGAAAAAUUAUCAACAUUCGCAUUUUUUUUUAUGUAA